Molecule: messenger RNA, 1983 nt
Organism: Capronia epimyces CBS 606.96
Lineage: Eukaryota; Fungi; Ascomycota; Eurotiomycetes; Chaetothyriales; Herpotrichiellaceae
Product: 2,4-dichlorophenol 6-monooxygenase
Exons: 2
Coding region: 1-1983 (660 amino acids)
Molecular function (GO): FAD binding
Source: RefSeq, a predicted model, not a curated record
AUGGCUCAAACCAGCACCAGCACCGCCACCGCUGCUGCCACCACUACCACCACCGUCACCACCGAUGUCCUUAUCGUCGGCGGUGGCGGCUGUGGCUUGACCCUCUCCUCCAUGCUGGCAGACUACGGAGUCGAUCAUUAUCUGGUCGAAAGACGGAGUGGCACGUCCAAGCUGCCCAAGGCUCACUACUUGAACCAAAGGGCCAUGGAGGCCUUGCGCCAACAUGGAAUGGUGGACGAAAUUCUGGAAAAGGGCGCGCCCUCGCGAAACUUCAGCCGCGCUCUGUGGAGGACCUCGCUGGGCGGGUCGGGCCCUCUGGAUCGCAGAACCAUUCAUCAGCUCAAUUCGUUCGGAGGCGAUGACGGGUCUCCUACCUCUCAGAUAUACUUUCGAGAUGCCCCAUUGAGAUCCAACAAUCUCCCGCAGAUCCGCCUCGAGCCCAUCCUCCGCCGGCUGGCAGAGAAAAGAAAUCCAGGAAGGAUCCUCUUCUCCCACAAUGUCAUCGAUUUUACAGAUGACGGUGAUCGAGUGUCGGCCACGGUCAAGGAUGAGGAUGGCCAUGAGAUCAUCUACAAGGCCAAGUACAUGGUGGCAGCCGAUGGUGGCAAGAGCAUCGGCCCCAGAAUUGGCGUUGUGAUGGACGGGCCGACCGAUAUUGCCGACAUGGUCUCGACGCACUUUAGUGCUGAUCUGUCCGAGUACUGGGACGACAAAUGGUUUGCCUGCCACUUCAUCAACGGGGACGGCGGCACGGUGCUGGAGAGUGGCGCGGUGGUUCCCAUGGGGCCGACCUGGGGCCGCAAGUCCCAAGAAUGGGUGUGCCACUUUGGCUUCGACGUGGAGGACAAGCAGCGUUACGACGAGAGCAAGCUCAUCCCACGCAUCCGGAACCUCCUCAAAAUCCCGGACCUGGACCUCAAGGUGCAUACCAUCAACCAUUGGAUCAUCGAGCGCGUGCUGGCCAACAAGUUCCGCGAAGGGCGGAUUUUCAUCGCCGGCGACGCCGCCCAUCGCCACCCGCCCACUACCGGGCUGGGCCUCAACACGGCCAUUGAAGACGCCAACAACCUCUCAUGGAAGCUGGCCUGGGUGCUCCAAGGAAAGGCCGACGCGGCCCUCCUGGACACGUAUGACGCGGAACGACGGGCCGUCGGCAAACGAAACUGCGACUGGGGCCUCUUCACGUUCGUCAACACCACGGUGAUCAACGCGGCCAUCGGCUUGAUCAAGGGCGACAAAGAGGGCAACAGGAAGAAGUUUGAAGCCUUGUUUGAGGACUCGGAAUCCGGCCGCACCUUCUUGGCCCAGACAAAACGCAUCACCGAGUCGCAAAACGUCGAGUUCUCCGCCCACGAUUUGGAGCUGGGUUUCCGCUACGACACCGGCUUCCACAUCCCCGACGGCACCGCGCCCCCGGAGACCGAUCCCCUCGGCCAGACCUACAUCCCGACCACGAGACCCGGUCACCGGCUUCCUCACGCCUGGCUGGAAGACCAAGAUGGUCAGAUCCUCUCCACCCACGAUCUGGUGGCCAAGCAUGGAUAUGGACGCUUCCUCGUCAUCACCGACAAUCAAGGAGAUGCAUGGCUCCAAGCUGCCGCAGAAGUGGCGAAGGCCCACGGCAUUCCGAUCGAGACCGCCCAAAUCGGUCAGAACUCGCAGUAUGUCGACCGCGAUGAUAACUGGGAGAAGAACCGGGGAAUUGGGCCCGGCGGCGUCAUUCUCGUCCGUCCAGACAACUUUGUCAGCUGGCGCUCGGUCGGCAAAACGAACCGCCAGGGCAAAGAGCUCGUCGAUGCGGUGAACCAGUUAUUUGCAUUCACGAAACCAAUCACGCUUACAAAUGGACAAGUGAAUGGUAAUGGAACGAAUGGAGCGAAUGGCCUCGGCGCUAAGCAUGAGACUGAUGGCCAUGGCGAUGGAGAUGGCACGCCUGCCGUGGGCUACAAGCUUGCUGAAAUGGAGCCCACCCGACAUGUAUAG